Molecule: messenger RNA, 2085 nt
Organism: Fulvia fulva
Lineage: Eukaryota; Fungi; Ascomycota; Dothideomycetes; Mycosphaerellales; Mycosphaerellaceae
Product: Conserved oligomeric Golgi complex subunit 6
Exons: 1
Coding region: 1-2085 (694 amino acids)
Biological process (GO): intra-Golgi vesicle-mediated transport
Cellular component (GO): COG complex
Source: RefSeq, a predicted model, not a curated record
AUGGCCGACUCCUACUUCACUGGCAGAUCAGCAUCACCUCUGACUGAGAACGGAGCAUCGUUGCUGUCUCCACCGACGCCAACCACUGGGCCUCCAGGCAGAUCCAACGCACUGCACAACAGAAUCACAAGCGUGCUUUCAGCAUCGUAUGCUGACCUGGAGAUCCGAGAUGCUCUUGACAUGCUUGAUGAGCGAGGCACUCAGAACACUGCAGAAGCUAGACGCAAUCUUCGUCUCGAUGUACAAGAAGAGCUCAUCCAAUGCAAUGGCGAGAUCGUGCAUGACUUUGGCAAGGUUGCGGAACAGCUCAAGCGUAUCGGCAGUGCCAUUGCAAACCUCAACACCAGCUGUGUGGAGAUGAGGAAGCACAUCAAUGCUGCGAAUCGAGAGACUGGACCAAUGCUGGAUGAGGCGAAGACGAUUUUGGCAGAUAAGCACCAAGUUGAGACCAAGCAGCAACUUUUAGAUGCUUUCAAGAAGCACUUUGUAGUGUCAGAUGCCGACUUGGCUAUCCUCACCUCGACCGCUGAACCUGUCAACGACGACUUCUUCCGGGUCCUUACCAGAGUCAAGAAGAUCCACGAAGACUGCCAGGUUCUGCUAGGGUCAGAGAACCAGCGUCUUGGUCUUGAGAUCCUCGAGCAGAGCUCUCGCCACCUCAACGCUGCUUUCCAGAAGCUGUACAGAUGGGUCCAACGAGAGUUCAAGACCCUUGAUCUGGAGAAUCCUCAGAUCAGUGCCGCCAUCAGACGAGCAUUGAGAGUUCUUGCCGAACGGCCUACACUGUUCCAGAACUGCUUGGACUUCUUCGCCGAGGCUAGACAACAUAUCCUGUCGAACAACUUCUACUCGGCUUUGACUGGCGCGCCAGUGGACAGAGAGCAUCCGGUCAUGGGCAAAGCGAUCGAGCUGUCAGCGCACGAUCCGCUGCGAUACAUUAGUGACAUGCUUGCUUGGGCACAUUCAGCGACAGUCUCUGAGCGUGAAGCACUGGAAGUGUUGUUCAUUUCGGAAGGCGAUGAAAUUGCCAAGAGCAUCAAAGCUGGGAUCGAAAGUGAGCCUUGGUCGCGUGACGAGGCAGGCGACGCCACGCCGUUUGAUGGCCGCAAGGCACUGAACGAACUCGUUGACAGAGACUUGACAGGCGUAUUCAGGCAGCUCAGGCAAAGGACAGAGCAAGUCGUACAAAGCCACGAGGACGCGACGCUAGCCUACAAGAUUUCGAAUCUGGUCACUUUCUACACGAGCAUCUUCGCGAACCUACUCGGCGAGGGCUCAUCACUGCUCGACACCUUACGACCACUCGCCGACACUGCGAUGCGAUCUUUCAGUUCAAUCAUGAGAGACCAUGUCGCUAGCCUCCACACAGAUCUAGCCAUCAGCACUGACGACCUGUCCCCACCUGACUUCCUCACGGAUGCUCUGCACACCCUGAAAGUGCUCAUGAAGAGCUACGAUACCUCCAUCACGACCAACAACCGCGAGGAGCGCAUCGAGGGCUUCCAACCGAUCCUCCAAGUGGCUCUCAAUCCUUUCCUAUCGGGUUGUGAGAACAUCACCAAGCGCCUGCGCAGCCCAAACAACCACAUCUUCGCACUAAACUGCCUCUUCGCCACCAAAGAAGUGCUAAGCACAUACUUCUUCGCCGACCAAUCCUCCGCCCUCCAACCACGAAUCGACGCCCACGAAGCGGAGCUCGUCGAAGCCAUGCACGUUUGGUUCCUUCACGAAUCAGGCCUCAAACCACUGGUCGACAACAUCACCCGUCCUGAGGACCUCAACACAGCUUGCAAGGAUCCCAGCCAGCUGAUCUCGAUCGCACAGUCGCUGGACGCUUUCUUGCCUACUGCUACGGAAGAUGCAAGAGGGUUCCUAUCGCAGCUUGAGAAUAAGACCUUGGCGAGACGGGUCAUUGAGCAUGCGGCGGAGCGCUUCUGUGAGGAUUUUGAGGAGACGGAGGCGAUGGUCGUCCAGGCUGAUGACAUUCGGGCACGACAGGUUAAUGGUGGUGAUUCGGAGGAGGAGAUGUGGUUGAGGGAUUUGUUUCCGAGGACUGUGGGUGAUAUUAAGGUGUUGCUCAGCUAA